Molecule: messenger RNA, 882 nt
Organism: Cooperia oncophora
Lineage: Eukaryota; Metazoa; Nematoda; Chromadorea; Rhabditida; Trichostrongylidae
Source: the annotation of a GenBank genome assembly
AUGGUUCUGGCUAUAGCUGACCAACACGCGAUUUCUCUUGGCCCAAAGUCUUCGAAAGAGUUGCACGACAACAUUCGGCGGAUGGCAUGCAGUCUAUUGGCUUGUGGUGUCGACCCGUCUAGGACGUUAUUGUUUCGUCAGAGCGACGUCCCUGAGAUCUCGCAACUUUGCUGGAUACUUGGUUCCUUGCAAACAGUUGCCCAACUCCAGCGGUUGCCUCAGUAUAAGGAGAAAGCCAGCAAGUUUACUCGAGGUGACGUUCCCGUUGGACUCCUCACCUACCCGAUCCUCCAAGCCGCUGACGUCCUCAUGUUCAAGGCGACUCAUGUCCCAGUGGGUGCCGAUCAGGCUCAGCACAUGAAUUUGUUGGCUGAUUUAGCAGAUCAUUUCAAUAGUCACUAUAAAACCAUGUACUUUCCGCGACCUAAACAGGUGAUACAGCCAGUUACGUCUCGAGUGCGAAGCUUGCGAGAUCCACUGAAAAAGAUGAGCAAGUCAGAGAAGAGUGCGAGGUCGAGGCUAGAGAUCAGUGAUUCCGCCGAGGAGAUUGAGGAGAAAUGUCGGAAGGCGGUCAGCGACACCGAGUCCCGGCUUUCAUACAGUCCUGACACCCGACCAGCUAUCAGCAAUUUGAUUGAUCUCUACCGAGCUGUCACUGGCGCAAGUAUAUCAGCUGUGACAGAGAGCGGUUGGGACCAGUUUGAGCUGAAAAAGCACUUGUCGCGAGCUGUCGCCGAGCGUUUCCUACCUAUAAGAGAGAAGUUUCUGUCAUUGGAAAAGGGCCAACAGGUGGAUGAAAUUCUGUUCGAAAAUGGAAAAAAGGCGCGAUCGAUAGCCGAACAGAAUAUGGACGAAAUCCGUCGGAUUGUUGGUUUUUCAUAG